This is a messenger RNA of Mesorhabditis belari, 1245 nucleotides long. Lineage: Eukaryota; Metazoa; Nematoda; Chromadorea; Rhabditida; Rhabditidae. The record is from the annotation of a GenBank genome assembly.
AUGAAUCGGUCAAAAUCCGACUCGGAAUGGUUCCAGCAUUUGGCUCACUUCUCCGUCUUUACAAGCUUUUGUUGCCUCCUUUUUCUCUCAAUCACAAUUCCCGGUUUGUAUCUUCGAUCAAUCGAUGAACAAACAAUGUUGCACGAAAGAGCGAUGGUGUUUAAGGAGAUCACGAACAAGCUUUGGACGGAAAAGCUGAAACUCCAGUCAACCCUCUUUGGAUCGACAAUCACUUUCUUUAGUCGAGCGAAGAGACAAAUUUAUGAUGGAGUUUGCAAGGGGUGUGGCCCUCUUGCUUGCCCGUAUGGACCCCCGGGCCCACCUGGGUUCUCGGGUUCCGAUGGCAUUCCGGGAGAAGCUGGAAAUCAGGGGACAGCCGGCGAUGAUGGAAUGGAUGUACAACUGGAUGCUGAACCGGAAAUGCCUUGUGUUGUGUGUCCAUCGGGACCAACUGGACCAAGAGGAGCUCAGGGUGAACGCGGUCGUCAAGGCAGUGCUGGUACUCCGGGAGAAAAAGGGCCACAUGGAAAUAUGGGAAUGGAUGGAGGACCGGGAUUGGCUGGAGAUGCUGGAGAAGCCGGAGAUAAAGGACCUGAGGGACCGACAGGACAACCGGGGAAGACAACAGUGGCCGGGAUUGGAAUCAAGGGGCCAAAGGGACCGCCUGGGCCCUCCGGAAUGAUGGGACCACCUGGGCCUGGAGGCCGGGGUUCGGUGCAUCCAGGAGAAACCGGUCCACCAGGUGCAUCGGGUCCAAUGGGGGCAGCUGGUCGACAAGGGCAUCCAGGCAACGAAGGACCCUAUGGGCCACCGGGUGACGCUGGAAUGCCGGCCAGUUAUUGUCCGAGUGAUUGUGGGGUGUCACAGAUCGUCUCAAAUAUAAUGCCAUCGGAGAAAGCGAGAAUGGAGAUCUUGAAAAAAAACGACGAAAACAAAGUGGACGAUAAUCAUUAUUACGGAGGGCCGGCUGGGACUGGGACGAGUGGAUAUGGAAGACGGAGAAUGAUGGGAUUGAUGACGCACCCAGUGAGCCAACCAUUCAGAUUACCCGAAGAAGACAACGGAGGAUGGGCAUAUGCACAUGAGAUGAGACAAAUGCGAGAUGAGGCUGUGUUCACCCCAAGACAUCGACUAUCCUAUGACAAUACGCCGCCAAAAGGAUACGAAAAUUUGUUGAAAGAUCGAUCGUUUAAAGCGAAAUUAGCAAGGAAAAUGAUGAGGAGAAAAAUGGCGAUGAAUAAGGUG